ACACAUUUGAGUAGACGCUCUGUAUUUAAUAGUUACUUCAGCCGAAUAUCAUCCCUCGAGUUGUGUAACCCUACUUACUCAAGACUCGAAGCUUUCAGUGGCUUAGUCAAUGCAGGGAUGUAAGACUUAGACAUUUUCAAGAUACCUUAGCUUGGUCCGCCACCAAUCAUGACGUUAAUAUAUUUUGGAUUUCAGUUCAUCCAUUCUAUCUACAAUCUUUCCUAUAUCUGAACGCGCGUCUGAUCCAUGAUCAUCCAAUGCGAAAACCCCUUAUGAGAAUACCCUACACGGGUCCAUUACCCCCUCCCUCUAUCCUACCACGAAGCGCAAACUCAUUACCAGGGGCCAUUCACGCUUUGUCGAAAUUCCUCACUGCCCCGCCUUCACCUAACCUUCCAGAUGGAAUUGCAGAUCCACAGUCGACAGUAAUAUUGUCAGGAGCUGGUAUUUCUGUGGCUUCUGGAUUGGCGGAUUAGUGAGUACAUUGAGUUUCGUUUUUGAUAUCAAGGUCACUGUUCAUUCCCUGCAAAAGAAAAAUCAUCUGCCGAAGAAGGUUCUUGUUCAAUGGCAUGGGUAUAAAUGAUGUUGCAUCUUCCAUUGCCAAGCUUCAAUUGCGUGGCCAAUUGCUAAUCAUUCAUCCUCUGCAGUCGAGGCUCGAAGGGCACAUAUGUGCUGAACAAAUCAUAUCGACCUGUUUACUACCAUGAAUUUCUUGCCAGCGACCAGGCACGUCGAAGAUACUGGGCAAGGAGUUUCUUAGGGUGGACGAAUUUACACAAAGCCAAGCCCAAUUCAACUCAUUAUGCUAUUAAAGACCUUGCCGGUAUGAAUAUUGUGAAGCGGGUGGUUACUCAGAAUGUUGACUCAUUUCACUCGGAGGCACAUCCAAAUUUGGCAACUGUUGAACUUCAUGGAUAUCUUCGAGCUUUGACAUGUGUCACCUGCCGAAAAGACCUACCUCGAGAUGUUUUCCAAGAAUCUUUAGCAAGAUUGAAUCCAGCAUGGGCGGCAUUUUUGGCCGAGAUUAUCGAAUCUGGAGCUUUGACAACGGAAGAUCCAGAAGAUCGUCGAGCGAAAGGCAUGAAGGCAAAUCCUGACGGAGAUGUUGAUGUGCCCGGAGCACCAUAUGGUACCUUUAGAUAUCCAGCAUGCCCUCAUUGUCUUGAAAAUCCUCCAAUUCUAAAAGACGGAUCACAAUCGAUUGUAGAAGUUGACCAGGAUGGAGCUUGGAAAGCAACAAGUACAGCUGGUAUAUUAAAACCUGCUGUAGUCAUGUUUGGGGAGAGCAUAGAUGCGCAAGUAAAGGAAGCUGCUGAACAAGCGAUAGAUGAUUCUGGUAGGCUGCUGGUGUUGGGUACUUCUCUUGCUACGUAUUCUGCAUGGAGACUAGCACGGCGUGCUCAAGAGCGAGGCAUGCCUAUUGCAAUUCUGAAUCUAGGCGGUGUCAGGGGCGAGGAGGCAUUCUUCAAAGAUUUUCCUGGCGGCCAAACUGGAGAAUUGGGUGUAAGGGCCGAACUAGGAACUGACAUAGUCCUACCUGCACUUGUUGAUCAAUUAAACCGGAUUGGAUUCACGUCUAGAAGAGACGAUAUUCAAACUCCUUACGAAGCACGACAGAAAAACAGUGGUAUGUUCAAGGACAUGCUAUCGUAGAUAUACAUCAAUCUUGUAUAGUAGAUUUUUUUGUACAAAUAUUUU
Sclerotinia trifoliorum is the source of this 1698-nucleotide messenger RNA. The record is from the annotation of a GenBank genome assembly. Lineage: Eukaryota; Fungi; Ascomycota; Leotiomycetes; Helotiales; Sclerotiniaceae.